AUGCAUCGUGCCCUCCAGAUCUCGGAAAUUUUGGUAAUAAUUCUGCGAUCCAUCGAGGGGUAUAGCAAGCCCACGGCUGCCGCUGUGGUAUCCACCUGUCGAACGUUCUAUGAACCUGCCAGCGACAUCCUCUGGGAGGACAUGCCUCGCCUUCAACCGCUCCUUUCGCUCUUACCCGGAGAUACGCUGGCACAAUCUGGAUUUCUUCCGGACGUGGCCCGUGAACUGGGUGGCGAGCAGUGGGCUCGGUUCCUGGAACAUGCUGCCCGUGUCAAGAUUUUGGAGCUGACACCUGGAGACUCAGAACCGUUAAUGGAGCACCUGCGCAUAAUUCUGUUCAUGCGCGCGCGCUCAGCAGUCACGAUCUUCCCGGACUUGCGUGACUUGGAGGUUGGAUGGGGCUUUCUAUUCCAACCAAGCAUCCUACACCUGCCCCUUUUCCUGAGCCCGAAGACCCAGGUGGUCCGAUUGUGGACAGAAGACAAAAUCACGCUGCAAGUUCUAUAUCAGCUAGUGGUUUUCUGCCCACAGCUUCGAUGUUUAGAAGUGCCUGGAUUCCCGGAAAGACCCAAUGAGAUUCUCUGGUUUUUCGAGGCUCUGGAGAAGAUUCAUACCUGGAAAAAUCACGGUCAUCCAGCUGACCUGACGGUGAUAGCUCAUCUACCAACACUACGCCAUCUAUCUAUUACGCUACGCGAGGAUCUCUCCGGUGUUACAUUACAAGCGAUCGCACUACGACAUUUGCCACUUUAG
This is a messenger RNA of Phanerochaete carnosa HHB-10118-sp, 753 nucleotides long. RefSeq lists its product as uncharacterized. The record is from RefSeq and is a predicted model, not a curated record. Lineage: Eukaryota; Fungi; Basidiomycota; Agaricomycetes; Polyporales; Phanerochaetaceae. The transcript has 2 exons. Bases 1 to 753 code for a protein of 250 amino acids.